AUGUAUGUGGCAACGAGUGAACGGUCCUUCUUCGCUACCGAUACCCGAACUCUUACAGCCAAACGUAAAGAUGUUUAUUCAGCUGCCAGUGUCAAAAUAUGGUAA
This is a messenger RNA of Colletotrichum lupini, 105 nucleotides long. RefSeq lists its product as uncharacterized. The transcript has 2 exons. The coding region runs from base 1 to 105 and encodes 34 amino acids. NCBI's taxonomy places the organism in Eukaryota, Fungi, Ascomycota, Sordariomycetes, Glomerellales, Glomerellaceae. The record is from RefSeq and is a predicted model, not a curated record.